AUGCUGAAAUAUAUUUCACGGUUUACGAGGUUUUAUCGUUAUCGUGUUUACAGUUUAUUGUGUACUCAAUCCAGUCCUCGAAUUUCGCCAACAUUUACCAAAACUUUGUCUUUUACUGUAUCAUUUACUUGGUGGCCAUUGAAAUUAUGGAAAAAGAAAGAUAUACACGAACAGUGUCAACAACUAUUCAAUGAUUCGUUAUUUCAUAUAGCUACGGGUGAAUUCAGUGUGGCAAAUGAUAAAUUACAUGAACUACUGUGGUUUGUCAACCAGUCUUAUCAAAAUCAUGAGUUAACCAAUCGCGAAUACAUCGAUAAACGUGCACGGAUAUGUUCCGAGAUGGCAAAUCUAAAUCUCCUUAUGGGAAAUUAUUUAGAAGCAGAAAAAUUAAUUAAACAGACAAUGGAGGAUUGUUUAACAGCCAAAAUAUCACCGAAUGAUGCAAUGUUUAUUGAGCUGUCACUUAAAAUGUCCAUGCUUUUCGAAAAGUCUGGUAGAUUAGAUGAUGCUGAGAAGGGUUUUCGAUUUUGUAUAGAAAACCAAGAGGAAAAGUUAACAACUUUCGAUGAAAGUAUCGACCAUAUAAAUGAAAAAGCUUUACUGGGAAUGUGUUGUAAUUAUUUCGCCAAAUUUCUCUUUGCUAAUCAAAGACAAACAGAAGCUUUAGUUUAUGCUCAACGAGCUUAUGAAAUUGCCAGUCAAAUUUAUCCUUCAGACCAUGCAAACUGCUUAAAUUUAUUAAUUGAUAUUAGCGUUAUCUAUGCUGAUUUAAAUGUAUUUACAGAGUCUCAACGUAUUCUUGAACAAGUUAUUCAAACAAGUCAAACCAAGUAUCAAUUUUUCAUUGAUAAUUACUCUAACGAUAAUGAACUACUGAAAUCAAACGUUUCAAAACAACGUGAAAUGCAUGAAAUUGUGUAUACUCUAAUACAUUCAAUAUUACAAUUAGCCGUUGUUAACUUAAUGUCGAAAAAACUAGAAUUUGUGAACCAGUUAUUAUUACAAGCUGAUCACAUUAUUAAUCAAAUUGAUCAAUUGGGUUUAAAAGUCUCUACGCACCGUAAACUUAUUAAUGAUUUCAAAAUGGAACAUCAUUUUCAAAUCUAG
Messenger RNA from Schistosoma guineensis, 1107 nucleotides. The record is from the annotation of a GenBank genome assembly. NCBI's taxonomy places the organism in Eukaryota, Metazoa, Platyhelminthes, Trematoda, Strigeidida, Schistosomatidae.